Neogale vison (American mink) is the source of this 847-nucleotide messenger RNA. RefSeq names its product ribosomal protein S3 (gene RPS3). The record is from RefSeq and is a predicted model, not a curated record. Lineage: Eukaryota; Metazoa; Chordata; Mammalia; Carnivora; Mustelidae. Gene Ontology annotation, molecular function: structural constituent of ribosome; RNA binding. The transcript is spliced from 7 exons. Gene Ontology annotation, cellular component: cytosolic small ribosomal subunit; nucleus. Gene Ontology annotation, biological process: translation; positive regulation of apoptotic signaling pathway. The coding region runs from base 38 to 769 and encodes 243 amino acids.
ACUACUUCCUUUUCUUUCCGGGGCGCGCGGCGGCAAGAUGGCGGUGCAGAUUUCGAAGAAGAGGAAGUUUGUCGCUGAUGGCAUCUUCAAAGCUGAACUGAACGAGUUCCUCACUCGGGAGCUGGCUGAAGAUGGCUACUCUGGGGUUGAGGUCCGAGUUACACCAACCAGGACAGAAAUCAUUAUCUUGGCCACCAGGACACAGAAUGUUCUUGGUGAAAAGGGCCGGCGGAUCCGAGAAUUAACUGCUGUGGUUCAGAAGAGGUUUGGUUUCCCCGAGGGCAGUGUAGAGCUUUAUGCUGAAAAGGUGGCUACAAGAGGUCUGUGUGCUAUUGCCCAGGCAGAGUCUCUGCGUUACAAACUCCUAGGAGGCCUUGCUGUGCGGAGGGCCUGCUAUGGUGUGCUGCGGUUCAUCAUGGAGAGUGGGGCCAAAGGCUGUGAGGUCGUGGUAUCUGGGAAACUCCGAGGACAGAGGGCUAAAUCCAUGAAGUUUGUGGAUGGCCUGAUGAUUCACAGUGGGGACCCUGUUAACUACUACGUUGACACGGCUGUGCGCCAUGUACUGCUCAGACAGGGUGUGCUGGGCAUCAAAGUGAAGAUCAUGCUUCCUUGGGACCCAAGUGGUAAGAUUGGCCCUAAGAAGCCCCUGCCGGAUCAUGUGAGCAUUGUGGAACCCAAAGAUGAGAUACUGCCCACCACCCCCAUAUCGGAACAGAAAGGUGGGAAGCCAGAGCCUCCUGCUAUGCCACAGCCAGUACCCACAGCAUAACAGGGUCUCUCCGGCAGCUGGAUCUGGAGACUGGAUUUCAAUCCGCAAAGAACUUUAAUAAAAUCUUUGAGAAAGAUA